AUGCCGCCCCGCCCAAAGAAAACGGGCCCGACGGAGAUUGGAGAUGGGGCAGCAAAGCCUGCGCGGAAGAAAAAAGAGCAUCCUGCUCCUGCAGCUAAGGACGACUUCUCAAACCUCCUCGAGCCCUUCUACUACGGCAAAUCUCUCACAGACCCCAUCAAUACCGCCACUGACAAAUGGAAUCUGCUCCCUGCUUUUCUCAAAGUCAAGGGCCUGGUCAAGCAGCACAUUGACUCGUUCAACCACUUUGUAGAUGUAGAGCUCAAGAAGAUUGUGGAGGCGAACCGCGUUGUGCAUAGCGAUGCCGACGACAAGUUCUUUCUCAGGUACACCGAUAUUCGAGUAUUGAAGCCAAAUCGUAUCGAUGAGGAUAUCAAAGAUAUGAAGUACAAGGAGAGCAACAUCACGCCGAAUGAAUGCCGGUUGAGGGACUUGACUUAUGCGGCGCCUAUUGUUGUGGACAUCGAGUACCGGCGGGGCAACAAAAUGGUACGCAGAAAAGACAUCAAAAUCGGGAGACUGCCGAUCAUGCUGCGGAGUAACAAGUGCGUGUUACAUGGACGAGCUAAUAGAGAUAUGGGCCUGCUCAAUGAGUGUGAGAUUGAUCCGGGUGGAUACUUCGUGGUGAGAGGCCAGGAAAAGGUGAUUUUGGUUCAAGAGCAGUUGAGCAAGAAUCGAGUCAUUGUGGAGAGCGCAAAGGGAAUCAUGCAGGCGAGCGUGACUAGUUCCACACACGAGAGGAAAUCGAAGACGUAUGUGAUCCUGAAGAAAGGACGCUUAUACCUGCGGCACAACAUUCUCAACGAAGAGAUUCCUAUCGUCUUCAUUCUCAAGGCUAUGGGAAUCCAGUCCGAUCACGAGAUUAUCUUGCUCGUGGCUGGAGAAGACACAGUCUAUCAAGACCAAUUCGCGCCAAAUUUCGAGGCAUGCACGAGGGAGAACGUGUAUACUCAGCAACAAGCGUUAGACUAUAUCGGCAGCAAGAUCAAGAUGACGAGGAAACCAUCCGGUUACCAGAAACGAAACUAUCAGCAUGAAGCCAUCGAAUGUCUGUCGACGAUCGUCAUAACUCACGUCCCCGUCUUUGGGAUGAAUUUCCGGCCGAAAGCUCUCUACGUGGCUUUCAUGGCACGAAGGGUUCUGAUGGCAAUGCAUGACCCAACUUUGGUUGACGACAGGGAUUACGUUGGUAAUAAGCGAUUAGAAUUGGCUGGCCAGAUGCUAUCGAUUCUGUUCGAAGACCACUUCAAGAGGUUCAAUCACGAGUUCAAGGUGAAUAUCGACAAGGUCCUCAAGAAGCCAAAUCGGGCCUCAGAGUUUGACGCGUACGACCACAUGCAUAUGCACGGCAAUCACCUAACUAUGGGUAUUGAACGAGCCCUGUCGACCGGGAACUGGAAUUUGAAACGAUUCAAGAUGGAGAGAGCUGGUGUUACGCAUCUGCUGAGUCGGCUGAGCUACAUCAGCGCUAUCGGCAUGAUGACAAGAAUUAGCAGUCAGUUCGAGAAGACGAGGAAAGUCAGUGGACCUCGGGCUUUACAACCAUCGCAAUUUGGCAUGCUUUGCCCAUCGGACACUCCCGAAGGAGAAGCUUGCGGUCUCGUCAAGAACUUGGCGCUCAUGACACACAUCACCACCGAAGACGAAGAAGAUCCUGUCCGGAAGUUGGUCUUCAUACUCGGCGCCGAAGACAUUGUCUCUGCCAGUGGUUACGAGAUACACGGUGUCGGUGCCUACGUCGUUUUCGUCAACGGCACCCCGAUUGCCGUAACACGAACCCCCAAGAAGUUCCUGACUGAUUUCCGGAGAUUCAGGCGGAUAGGGAGAAUGUCCGAGUUUGUGAGCAUCUACAUCAAUCAUCACCACAACGGAGUCCAUAUUGCAACAGACGAAGGGCGUAUCUGUCGCCCACUCAUAAUCGUUGAACGAGGACGCACAAAAGUCACUGCUAGAUAUCUGAAAGCUUUGCGUAAAGGCACGAUGAACUUUGACGACUUCCUUACUCGCGGACUUGUUGAGUAUGUUGAUGUCAAUGAGGAGAACGAUUCCAAUAUCGCCGUCUACGAAAAAGACAUCAACGAACACACCACUCAUCUCGAGAUUGAGCCUUUCACAAUACUAGGCGCGGUAGCAGGAUUGAUUCCGUACCCACAUCAUAACCAGUCGCCUCGAAACACGUACCAGUGUGCUAUGGGUAAGCAGGCCAUUGGAUCUAUCGCAUACAACCAAUUUACUCGAAUCGACACCCUCCUCUACUUGAUGGUCUAUCCCCAGAAGCCGCUAGUUUCCACCAGGACGAUCGAGCUGAUCAAGUACGACAAACUCCCCGCUGGCCAAAAUGCGACCGUAGCCGUCAUGUCUUACUCUGGCUACGAUAUCGAGGACGCCCUCGUCCUCAACAAAGCCUCCGUCGACCGCGGCUUCGGCCGCUGCCAAGUAUUCAAGAAGAUCGCAGUCCAACUGAAAAACUACGCCAACGGCGCCAGCGACAUGAUCAACGCCAGCGCGCGAGACCCUAAGAACCCCAACCACCUCAAAAUCGGCGGCGACGGCAUCGUCGAAGUGGGCAUGGAGCUCGCAAAGGACGACGUCUACCUCCUCAAGUCCACCCCCGCCAACACCAGCGUCUCCUCCUUCAGCGGCGGCGCAAAUGCGUACGGUGGCAGCGGCGAGUGGCGCGACAGCCACUCCACCUACAAGCUGCCAGACCCUUCCUACGUCGACAAGAUCAUGGUCGCCGAGAACGACAACCAGACCCGCAUCAUCAAGAUCCAGAUGCGGCAGACCCGCCGUCCGGAGCUUGGUGACAAGUUCAGCUCUCGCCACGGGCAGAAAGGUGUCGUCGGUAUCAUCUCCCCACAGGCCGACAUGCCCUUCUCCGACGACGGCGUCACGCCCGACAUCAUCAUGAACCCGCAUGGUUUCCCAUCCCGCAUGACAGUCGGCAAGAUGAUGGAGCUGCUGAGCGGGAAAGCUGGCGUGCUAGAUGGUAGCCAGCAGUACGGCACGGCCUUCGGCGGGAGCAAAGUCGAGGACAUGGCGACGAUUCUGCUGAGUAAGGGCUUCAGCUACUCGGGCAAGGACUACCUCACCUCGGGCAUCACGGGCGAGGCGCUGCCCAGCUACGUCUUCUUCGGCCCCAUCUACUACCAGAAACUCAAGCAUAUGGUGCAGGAUAAGCUGCACUCGCGCGCUCGCGGGCCGCGCGCGACGCUCACGCGGCAGCCUACCGAGGGUCGGUCAAGGGAUGGCGGACUGCGGUUGGGAGAGAUGGAGCGGGACUGCCUGAUCGCGUAUGGCGCUUCGCAGCUGUUGUUGGAGCGGCUGAUGGUUAGUUCGGAUGCGCACGAGGUGGAUGUUUGUGAGCGGUGUGGGCAGAUGGGGUAUCAGGGGUGGUGUCAGGGGUGCAAGACGGGCGAGGGGGUCAGCAAGAUCACGAUGCCGUAUGCGGCGAAGCUGCUCCUGCAGGAGCUGGCGAGUAUGAAUGUUAAGGUGAAGUUGGGGUUGGGGGAGGAGUUUCCGAGUGGGUAG
This is a messenger RNA of Mytilinidion resinicola, 3531 nucleotides long. RefSeq names its product beta and beta-prime subunits of DNA dependent RNA-polymerase. Bases 1 to 3531 code for a protein of 1176 amino acids. Gene Ontology annotation, biological process: DNA-templated transcription. NCBI's taxonomy places the organism in Eukaryota, Fungi, Ascomycota, Dothideomycetes, Mytilinidiales, Mytilinidiaceae. Gene Ontology annotation, molecular function: DNA-directed RNA polymerase activity; ribonucleoside binding; DNA binding. The transcript is spliced from 3 exons. Gene Ontology annotation, cellular component: RNA polymerase III complex. The record is from RefSeq and is a predicted model, not a curated record.